Molecule: messenger RNA, 12175 nt
Organism: Girardinichthys multiradiatus
Lineage: Eukaryota; Metazoa; Chordata; Actinopteri; Cyprinodontiformes; Goodeidae
Exons: 10
Coding region: 540-2138 (532 amino acids)
Source: RefSeq, a predicted model, not a curated record
GUUUGUGAUUUAAUACUCUGAAAAGGAGCCCGUUCAAUAGACUGAUGGGGCCUUAGGGGAAAAAACACCUCCAAGAAGCAUGAAUCAGAAGAUCAGGAUCCUGGACAGCGCGCUGGAGGUUCUAGAUGGUUAAUGUUACUGUGCAAAUAGUUACAGGUAAGAGGGUCAAAGGACACCAGACCAGCUGUGAUGUCAGAGGAGGGUUCCCUCUCCUGGGUUAGAUCUUGAACGUCAGUCUUUAGAAGUGGCCUGAGGCGGAACCGCAGAGCUUCUUGUAGCUCCGAGACCGAGCCGACGAUUCUCGCCGAAGUUUCCCGAUCGCAGCCGUGAUCGAAACCUCCACACACCCGACAUCAAUCGAAAUCUUCAUCUUUAUCCCGAUUUCCUCCUCGGUUGAAGUCUGCCGUGUUCAGGUUGGGGGAGGUGGGGUGGACGACAUUCAUGAAAUAAAGAAAAAAGCGGUUUCCAUUUGUCCUGAGCCCCUCCCAGCCCUCUGACUAACGGAUCCGAGGCUUUUAUAAAGAGAGAGGCAGAGCAAGAUGAAAGCUAUCGAAGCUGCAGUACUUAGCGCCGUGUUCUGCACCGUUGUGUCAGCAUCUUCCAAAGUCAAAGAGGAAAGCAGGACGGCCUUCUUUGGCGAGGACGUCCAUAUUGAAGUCUCGUCCUGGACCGACUCAGACGUGGUGUUCAAACCCAGGACCAACACGUCCUACGAGGUGCCUCUAGUUCGGGCGGGCCAGGUGAUGAACCAGAACAAGACCAAGCUGAUCUCUCAGGACUACCUGGUGCUGAAGGAUGUGCAGGAGGAGGAUGAAGGCCUGUACAUCAUCAGAAGCAGCAGCAACUCCAGCAUGGCCAAACACCUCAUCCUCACUGUGAGGGAGUGCGCCUUGGAGAAGAUGGUAAAAUAUGGAGAAACGUACAUCAUCCAUCUGGACCACAUCCAAGGUCCCAUCACACUGGCGUUCAGGCCCAGUCUGGUCAGAGUCAAUCAGACGGUUGUCCUGCACACCUCUGAGCAUCCAACUGUGGUCCUCUACAACAAGACCACGGUGUUGGGAGAAGACUACGUGGGCCGCCUCAGCGUGUCGGAGAAGCAGGUGAUACUGCACUCGGUCAGGAUGACGGAUGAAGGAAGCUUCACCGUUCUGGACCGAGAUGGUCACACCAAGAUCAGGAGAUGUCUGAAUGUCAGAGAUCACCUGAGAUUUGUGCAUUUAUCCUACGGAGAGAACCUGAGGAUGAAGCUCUUCCUGCACUACUCCAACCUCAACGUCAUCUACAGGUCCAAACAGGACAACCAGGACCAAGUCAUAGUGAACCAGGGCGUUCUGGUAACUCCGCUGGACCCUCAGCUGGAGGGACGGCUUACUGUGGAGGGUUCGGAGCUCGUCAUGAAGGCGAUACAUGUGACCGAUAAGGGUGUCUUCAAGGUGACAGACCUGGCUGGCUUCUCUGUGGCUCACGUUUACCUAGACGUGGAAGCCUACAAGCUGCCCCCUCUGGCUGUCGCUAUCCUGUCCAUGGUGGGCCUGCUCGCCUUCAUGCUGUUGGUGUGUCUGCUCUCCUGUGUCUAUAAAAUACAUAAAAGAAACGAGAAGAACAAGAAGCUGAUGCUCAUUGCUCAGCAGGCCGGCAAGAAAGACGGAGAAGCUUUCAGACAGGUGGUCCAUGAAGCUUACAGCAGGUUCACAGAGGAGUCCCUGAUGCAGUCAGUGUGUGAGAAACCCUCAGAGAUCACUGAGGUCACCAUCAAGGGCCUCGAGGUGUCCAAACCAGGCCACUACCAGAAUCUCCUCUCAGACAACUUUCUGGAAAUGAGUGACUCUGGAGUUGAGUUGACCCACUCUGUCCUCCCCCUGGACAGUGACACUGAUACCGUGAUGACCUACGCCUCCCACAAGCCCCUCCUGAAUGCUGCGUCCCCACUGGCUGUGACGGAGGGAGUGUACUCCAACAGCCUGGAAGCCACCGCGGCCCUUGACGGAGACCUCAGCGCCAUCCGAACCCCUGACUCUGUCAUGAGCGCCAGCCCCGCCUCCAACCCUCGCUCAGCUACAGCAGCCACCCCUGAUGGAAGCAUGCAAGGUGCCGUGUCCCCAGCGACGGCCUCCAGGGGCGCCACAGAGUCCGACUAAGCUAAAACAGAGGGCAGGGUGGAAGGAGAAGAAGAUGGUCAGAAGGAGUACUGAGCAAGUACUUGGGUGUUUCUGGAACCUUUUAUUAUCUAAACAUGGACAGAUCCUUCAUCCCUACAUCUGAAACAUCACAGAUAAAAUAUAACAAGGAUGGAUGUAGAUGUGCUGGAUAUAAAUGAAAUGCACAACUUAGAUGUUAAAUUCACUCUGCGCAGAAAAAAGGAAAAGCAAAACAAUAACCUCACUGUCUAUUAAUGAACAAAACAAUCCAGUGCAUAAAAAUGCAUGCAGUUCUGGUAAACAUAAAAAAAGAUAUUUUAGAUCAGAUCUAGAGGUUAAAGUAGACUUUAUGCAUGCUUUAACAAAUGAAACACUCCCUGCACUUAAAUCAUAUCAAAUCAUUUGAAUUCCUGUCAAAUCUGUUUCAAGGAAUCAGAGCCACGCUCCUAACAGUAAAGAGCAUCUCGCCUUUGAGUUGGAUCCUAGCGUGUUUCCUCUAACAGCUCUUUUUUUGUUUUGUUUUACAAAAUCACAGCGAAGAUUGCAUUUCAAUCCGCUCCUUAACAGUACAAGCAUGUCUGAAAACAUCCCCGCAUCUCGGAUGAAACUGCUUGUUUCAGCAUUCACUCAGCGGAAUGAGCUACUUGAGGUGUUAUAUCCCAAAAAAAAUAAAACACCCUGCAAGAUGAAACUGGUUCAAGUAGACUGAGCGACAAUACCUUUCUGAAGCAGAUGCUGCAACAUUUGAACGAUUUGUCUGAGGAAACUUGUCAAAACGUCCACUUUAUCUCACCCUGUCAAAAAGUAUCCCCAUCUCUGUUUUUGUUUUCUGCUUCUAGUGGAGUUAUCAUUCACCCAGUUCCAGGAAAGGAAAACUCAAAUUUUUUGUGACUUUCUGAGCAGCUCUUGAGAACAUAAUUGGAUUCCUGGUCUCUUUGCAGACAAACCAAUUCACGGAUGUCGUCGCAUUAGGACUGGUGAUAAAAGAGAUGAAAGAGGCGGGAAAAGGGUACGAUUCUGGGAACAGAUGAAUGACAUCCAUGAUUCAAAGCCUAUUUUCAUCUCAGCCCAGAAUCCACCUCACAGAGCUCCCAUUAUUGUAGCCCAGUUGUUUGGCAAAAUGAAGUGAAUGGAAAGAUAAAGUUGGAUCAGGGUGUGAUAAUGAUCGAGCCUUCGGCUUCAGUAAAAUGAUUGGCUAUCAGAGACGUUUGUGUGUGGAGGAGAGAGGCGGUGGAGCUUCAUACGAUCAAACAAUGGAUAGAGACAUGAGUCUUUUUGGCACGCUGCCUCCUUAGGUAAAAACUUGGAAAUAAGGGUGAACUUAUUAUCAGUGACCUAAAAAUAAUGAUUACAAAUACUAGUCCUUUUUUAGGGAAGCCAAUCCCAACACAUAUUUGGAAUAAAACACAUUAAAAGUAACAAUAUUUCAAAGGUUUCUCACACAGUUUCAAAUAAACCAAUGUAAACCUUAAAAGUUUAAAAAAUAAUACAGCAAAUUUCUUUAUUUUCUCACAGCUCUAUAAGUGUGGACAACCUCUGUACAUUCAUUUUCUUUCUUUUUACAAAAAGUGAAUUAUCUGAUGUUUUGGUAACAAGAAACAAGAAAGGAGAUUUGAAACAUUUUGGAGAUAUUUUGAGAGAAAAACUGUUCAGUGAGUAAAAUUUCCAAGAAAAGAUUUUGCAUUUUGUCUAAACAACAUUAAAAUGUGGCUGGAAUGUUGAAGGUAAAAAUACAUCUACAGAAAGAUGUCUAUUGAUGUCUAAUUGUUGUUGAAAAAUGUAUCAAAUUGACUUAACACAUUUUUCAGCGUUCGACAUCAACAUGGUUGAAUAGACUAAAAAAGUAAAAUUUUCAAUAUGUUUUUGAAAUAUCCAUUAAAGGUGUCUAUGGACAUCCAGUGUUUGGAACAUGUGGUUCAUCUUUACUCCGAAUUUGAAAACUUGGAAAAACUACUUUAAGUAUAAAAUCCAACUCUAAAUGUUUGAGAUUUCCUACCAACUUUGAUCACAAAAUCCAAUAUUCCUGCCGUGUUAAAAACACAUAGUGAAAUUAUUAAACUAUUAUUCUUUACUUGUAUCACAAUAACUCAGCCAUGUACAUAUAGUAUAACACAACAUCUAUCUGUGAACGUGAAUAGGAUUUAAAUACAUAAAAUACUAAAAUACAUCAUAGUUUGUAUGUUUUGCUAAUAGUACUUUGCAUGGUCACUGAAUUUAACAAUUAGAUUAUCACUUGCAAAUGAAGCCUGGUUAGGUUUGGUGUGAUUUCUGGAUCUAAUGGCUUUAUCUGUACCUGGUUUAAAGUUUGAAGUUUGAUUUCCAGCUUAAAAAGCUGGAGGUCAACGGCUAAUCCCCUUUUCUAAUUCAACAUGGCUGCUGUGCGUAAGACUCAGUGAUGCCUUUCUUUCUUAUCCCUUUUGAUGUUUUAUGUGUCAUUAAGUAGCACGCAUACUACAGAUGUUGUGAAAAUAUUCCUUUAGUGUUUAAAUUGAUAAAGUCUGACAUGUACAUUGUCAGCUUGUGAUGCUAAAACUAGUUAACACAGUCCUAACGAUUAGCUAAUCCCACAACUAGAACUAGCUGGAUGUGAUAUCAUUCCCAGAUUUUAUGGAACGAUUCGUCUUAAACUGAAAGCCAGAACUCCCGACUUCCAAGUUAGAAAAAUCAAAAAACACCACUAGAUAUCUAAGAUCAAACUUGAAAUGUUGGGGAUCCCUGGCAAAUUUAAUAUGGCUGCCACAUAAAGAAUAGUGCUAGCUACAGUAAUAAACGGUUUAGCACUUCUGACAGUUUGUAUCUGAAUAAUUGGUCCACCUAUCUUACUUGGUGUUUAAACAUGUGUAAAUGCAAAGAUUUGCAUUGUUUUGGCUUGUAUUGAUCAUAGUAAGCUCCUUGCUCACUGACCAUGACGAUUAGCAACUCCCACUGGUUCUUAUCUUGCAACUAGAACUUGCUAAACUUGGAAGUGGUGUCAAAUCCAAAUCCAAAUUCCAGCAUCUGAUAAAAAGGAAGCAGCCCAAGCUCUCACACACUUAAAUCUGCUUUUGAUUAAUUAGCUUCCCUUUCUCACUGUGAAAGAAGCUAAUUCAGGUCACAGGAAACUAAUUUCCACAUCUAAACUCCAUCCUCUCCUCCACACGUCCAGUUUCUGAGCAGUUUGUUUUUUAGGAAGCAUCAUGGCACCAUCGAUCCCAUUUUCUGACACACACUGACCUCAACAGGGCUUUUGGGUCCCAACAGUCCUGUUUAUAUGUCAGUGUUACUGUUCCCAUUGGCAUCUGUUAGCAGUAUGGCUACCUCACGCUGUCACUGAACUGAUGUCAGCCUGGAGAGAUUGCACGAUUUAACUAAAAGCAACAACAUGGGAAGUUUUAUUAUCAGAAGAGAAAAGCACAAAUUUAGCAUGUGACUGUUUUUAAAUAUGAAUAAGGUUCACAUUUCUAUUCAUCAGGGUAAAAAAUACAAAGCAGCUAUUGCAAAUACAGUUAAUGAUCUGCAGUAAAUGACUAGUUCCCUUAUUCGGGAAUAUUUGAUUGAAUCAUACAGCAUUGUGUGUAAAAAGACUUGCAUAUCCAACUCAAAUGAGAAAAUUAUCCAUUUGAAGCCAGUUUUAUGACUGAAUGCUUAAAACCCACACUGGUGAUUGAAGCACGUCCGAAAUGGACUCUGCAGAUCUGUAAAUAUCAGCUUGAUGUAAAUGAACUAUGAUAGAUCAAUUUGGUGGGCUAAUAGCAGGAUAGCCACUGAAUAUUUAAUAUAAUCUAAUGCAUUAUAAAUGACAAAGGCACUAAAACACCACGAACACCAUCCUUCUGAAGGAAAAACCACACAUAGCACAUCAGAACACAAGCCUACCACUAGUUGUCUGUUUUCAAUACUGUAAAUAUGAAAAUAUGUGAUCUGCAUGUGUAUAAUCUUAGAAUAAUUAUAUGUUUCUUACUACAAGGCUUAUGCAAGAUUUUUUACUGCUUUGAUUCUUAAACCACAUAUCCACAGUAGGUAGAAAACUUUGCCUAUAGCUGGGAAUCCUUCGUGUUUACAUGUUUGAGUCUCAUUGAUGCUUCAUGAAAUACUUUCAUCAAAGUUGGCCUCAGCAGGAGGUGAGCUGUCGGUAAGCGCAGGGCGUGCUGACACAUCAGAGGUGCUGAUGGUUUAAGCAACUUCAGUCAGAUUAAUCUUUUCAUAGGAUCUCAUCUGCUUUAGAAGAAAAAUAUCCUCUUUAAUUUGGUUCUGUUAUUGUAAGCAGGCAGAGGGUUGAGUGUAAACACUUUUUUCAAAUCCAGCUAGCUUUUAGUCACAUUUAUGUUUUACACCAACAAGGUCUAAUGCUGUAAAGGAACAUGAAUUUGUCAUGUUAAUACACAGAAACUGCAGAUAUCAUGUUUUCUCAUGUAUUCCUUUAGUGUUUUCUUAUGCCUGGAGAUGAUUUGGUCUUUUUCACCAAACAAUUAUUAAACAUACGCCUAACAGACCCUAACAAAUGAGUGUUAAACCCCCCAAAAUUAAUCCCCUGCCUGAAUCUGAAGUUUUCUUUAAAACGUAAAUUAUGUCGCACCUUAGAAAUGAUGAGCUUUUCAGAGGCCAGCAUAAUAAAUUGAAUUUAAAUAAUCUUUAAAAUGCCUUUAAUGUUUCUGCCUAAACACACUUCAAAAGCAUUAAAUGCAGAAUGCAACAAGGUAGUAAGGUUCAUCUUUAGCAGUAAAGAGAGCUGCAGGAUUUCUUCAGGUCCCUCAAGCCGACUGCUGGCAACAAACGAUUUUUUCAACCACGCCACUGUGCAUGAGCAUAUGGUGACUUUUGGCUGCUGCAACCUGAAAAACUAGUAUGAGCCAAAACCAGUGGCAUGUUUCUAAUGUAGAUCUGAAAAUUAUGCAGAACCCUGAAGCUAAGUGCUCUUGUAAAUUGGAUGUCAUGUAACCACUAGAGGGAGCUCUCAGAAAGUCAGAUUUUGUCUAAAGAGGGUUUUAAAACAGGCGUAAAACUCUUCUGUAAAACAUUUUCCCACCACUUAAAAGGCAAGUUUUCAGAGUAGCAGAAAUGCACAGAUCAGGAAUAAUAUUAUGACCACUGACAGAUGAAGUGAACAACACUGAUUCUUGAUGAUUACACCUGCUAGUGUGUUGGAUCUUUUAGUUAUUGCUGGUUCUGAUGUCUGAAUGCACAGUGCAUAUGGGUCUGCAUAGCUGCAGACUAGUUAGGGUGCCAGUCCUUACACCUGUCCACUGCCAAAAGAACCAACAAUGGCCAUGUGAGCAUAGGUAUUGGACCACAGAACAAUGGAUGGAGGUGUUCGGGUCUCAUAAAUCGUGUUUCAUUUUUCUGCUAACCUGGGGAACACAUGGCACCAGGAUGCACUAAGAAAAAAUGGGAAGCUAGCAGAGGUAGUCUGAUGGUUUGGUUAAGAGGCAUUUGGGGAGAUAAACAAUGAGUUCAGGCAUUGGAAUCUGUAGUAUGUGCUGGACAAUGAAGUCCACUCCACGGAGGCCCACCCUCACAACUUCCACAUGUCAUGGCAACAGCUGGAGGACCAGCAAACCAUUUGAUCACAAUAGUAUGCCUGGUAGGUGUUCAUUUGUUUCUGCGAAAUUUGUCAUUAGCUGACAUUUUAGUCUUUGUGCUUGUUUAUGUUUUUUACAAAGGUAAAACGACUGAGUAAAGUGUCAAACCUUCAAAUUAUAUGGCAAGCAAUGACACACAAAUAUAAAACAUGCACAGUAACAGUAGCAUGGGGGCUAUUAAGCAACAUCAUACGGCUUAUUUUUAUCUUAUUAAGGUCCGUUAAAGGCUUUAAACGGCACCUUGCUUUGCUCUCAGCGACCCCUUUCAUUGUGUGGGACAAUAGCACCUUUCUAGACAUGGAUGUGCAUGUUUUUGUUGCAGGGCUGAUAACUAAUUUCCAAAAAUUUCACACUAUGCAUCCAGAUGCUGUUACUUUUCUUCAAGCACACAUAAAACAGAAAAUUGAGCAACAAGAGACAUUGAAACGUGCAGAAAAGCAGCAACCUGUUCUUAAUACAGAAAACAUCCCUAAUCAAGAGAGAUGACAUUUCCUUCUGGAUUUUUUUGGUUGGGCACAAACCUCCAGAACAUAUGUAUAAAAUGAAAAUUAGCAUAUAGUGAAAGUUACAUAAAAACAUGACUGUAAUUGGGUUUUCUCAAACAAAAACGGGUUUUAAUCAGGGACAACAGGAAUCAGUUAUCUGAAGACAUACAGCUUUCCCUCAAUCUGUCUCUGUGAUUUGCAUCUCCCUCCAAUGCCCCAUGUGUGCAGAUUCAUGCCCUGUGUGCAUGUACUGACAGAUUGGGUUGAAUGAAAGAUCUACAAACUGCUGGUUUCAUUCUCCUCUUCUUCACAGUCCAAAGGCUGCUGGAGCUGAUAAUAACUUUGGAAAGUGCCAAACUUUUUCCAACAUGUCAUCCUUUUGAAAGUAAAAAUGAAACAUUUAAUCAUUGAUAAAAAUAAAAAAAAUAGAUACUCAUUCCGAAGCCAGUUUAAUGCUGUAUGAGGUGAACGGACAUGAGAUUCAUCGAGCUUACUGGGAAAAUGACUAUAAGUUCAGGCAAUCAUAGCUGAUGGUGGCUUUAUGAAAGGAUUUCACUUUGUGUCAUUCACCCUUGCUCUCGUGUUUUCUGUUUCAUUACACGUCUGAGCUGCAUUUCAGAAAGCUCCUCGGAGCAGAAGUGCUGAUCCAUGCUCCGGCAGAGGAAGAUUUAAUAAAAUGUCCUUUCAGCCCUGAUUCCCUCUAAUAUUCUGAAGGAAAUAAUAAAAAAAUGGGAAUCAAUGUCUGCAGCGUGUGGUAGUUUGCUAAUACCUAUAAACCCAACAAAAACGGGAAGAGUGAUUAUACUCUGAGAUCAGCUACUUUCCUUUCACUUGAGCUUGAAUCAACAGCCUUUUUGAUUCAUGACAGAUAAUUGGAGAAACUAAUUGCGAGCCGCUUAUCUUUGUGGCAGUAAGCUCAUUCUGGAGCAAAGUGUUUUCUAGUAAUUACAUUUUCCGAGUAAUGAACACAUAAAGUGACGGCACACCUCCUCGGAGCUCCUCCUGAUGGAUCCCUCGGCUUGAAACUUGUUUCUAACUUCAUCUUCAUCCUCCCAGCACCAGAGAAUGUUUUUAUACUACAAAAUAAAACCUGAAAUUAUUUUGAUAUAUUUUGUUUAAAGCAAUGAUGUCAUCCCAGUAUAAAGAAAAAUCACCACACGUUUUAAUAAAUGAACAUUUCAGAGUUUUUGUAGCAUUGCAUUUAGACUCUAGCUGUGUUUAAUAUUCCUAAUAUUAUAAGCUAAACCUGCUGUCCUGUGUGUAUGUAAGAGUUAGUGUAGCUGCAGCAUGCUGGCCUGUAGAUUGCUUGUUGGACGACAGGCCUGAAAGCAAAUAAUGAUCACAUGAAAUGCAUCUUUUUUACUAUGACUGAUCCUGAUCUCUGGUUUCCUAUGAGCCUCCUGAAGCUGAUAAUCACCUUAUCACUGCUGGGACUAAAAAUGAAAGUGGAGGAUUUUAUUUCUCAUUUUGCAUAAAGUAGAUAUUGAAGUGCAUUUUUGGUUUUAAAAAAUUUUCUGUCUAUUUACUGGUGUGCAAGCUGAAAUGAAUAAUAAUUAUAUGAAAUCUGAAGACAGAAGGCCUCCUGUCAUCUUUGUUUUUGUGCUUUUUCUAUUUUGUUUUGUUGCCUGGGUUAAAACUACGCAUAUAAGUGGAAAACAUUUGGAAAACGCCUUUCAAAAACCACCCUGCCUCGAUGGUUUUAUCAAUUUUUAUUUCUCUCAGUUAUUGUCCCUUUCUGUUUCUGCCUGUUUUAAUGUAUUAUUUUAUUAUGCAGCAGUUUGGGUUUACUCCACAGUUUCAUUAAAUGAGAAGCAUGUCAGUUUUGACCUUCAGAGUAAAACUAGAAGCUAGCAGGCAGUCUUAUUUAUAGAAACCUGAACGGAUAUUACUGACUACUACAAAAGACGUUUUAAUGAUUUUUCUAAAUUUAAGAUUGCAAACCAGUGGCAGUUUUCUGUUAUGGGCCAUAUCGGCAGUUGCCCAGGGUGGCUUUAGAAAGGGGUCCUCAAGAGCACCAGAUAAAAAAAAAAAUUAACUUGUCAAUCCGUAAUAUGUCCUUAAUGUCCAGGAAAUUUUAUCAGCACAGAUAGUUUGUUGUGAAUCAAGUACAAUGCAAUACAUCUGACAAAUGUAAUGUACUUCACAAUUUGUUUCAAAGCAUUAUUGUUAUUAACACAGACAUAUCAACACUCUCGUGACACAUCUGCAACCUGCUGCAUAGACGGCACCCUCACACCUAUUAACACCUUUGAUAAAGACUAAAUUAAUCUUCCAUUGCAGAAGCAUAUUCUGACACAAAAAUGUAGAAAAUCCUUUAUUCUGAAAAUAUUUAUUCAGUAUUCAAAUCUUAAACACAAUCACUGACAUAAUCACAGUUUUUCACCCUUCUACUGUCAAUACUUUAUAAAAACCCCUUCUGCCAAUAGGAGAGCACUUAGUCUUCUACUAUAAUGUUUGACAAGGCUGUGGCAUAUAGACAUAAGGAUAAGGAUCACAAUCUCUCUAAAUCAUCCACAGUCCUGGGUCCUCCCUUAUUUUCCUCUCUCUUCAGCUCAGCCCAGGAUUUAUGGUCUGGGGACCUAAGAUGGUCAUGGAGGAAGGUUGAUUUUGUGUCUGGUGAAUCAUUUCAGAGAUGACGGGAAGGAAAUUUUUCUUAAACUUUUUCAAAUUCAGUUGAUUGCGUUGACUUUAAUUAUUUGGGGGAAGUCCAAAUGAUCUCUUUUCUUUGGCUGAUGCCUUGAGAUGUUUCUUCAGUAUUUGCACUCAAUGUUUCUUUCUCACAAAGCCCUCUAUUACUCAAAGUGCACCAGUUCAUCCUGAAACAAAACACCCCCACAGCAUGAUGCUUAAAAACAUCCCCAAAGAUCUCUCUCUCAUACCCUGGCAGUGAGCAAAUAGAAGUUGUUUAGUUGUCUAACUGACAUGAAACAGGAAAUGUUUACACACAGUGUAUGUAAAUAUGUGGUUCUAGCUCUAACAGUGAGCAUUUUCAUUUCUUGUACAACUGGCCCACCUGGAGUGUUUGUUACCAAAAUUUUGAAUCUACACAUAUUUACAUUUAUGAUGGUAGGACAGAAAAUGCUUUUUCCUGGCAUCAAACAAGGCCUGGUCAUGUAGAGGCCGUCUGGUGGUUGUCAUGGAGACAUGGUGACAUCAAUAUGGCACUCUGUGUAUCAGCUCUUUACCAGUGAACUUUGGAGAUAUUGUUCUUCCUUUGCUUCUCUAGAAGAAACGGUCCUCCAGCCUUGUGGCCAGUAGCUAAAUGAAUUUGGCAUUUGCAUCAUAUUUAUUUCCACGUUUACUGCCCAGGGAAGCAGAAUGUUAUGAAAAAUCCCAGACAUGAUGAUCCAUCUUAUAGAAUAAUAUAUGAAUUUAGAUUUAAUGCUUCAGUGGCAUUUAUGUAGGACAACAUGAUUUGAUAGGGGUACAAUAUAGCAAAAGGUUAUUUUGCUAAAAGAGAUUUUUCUGAAUAUGGAAUAAGUCAUCUCAAAUUAAUGGUUGUUUUGUUUUAUACGUUUGCAGUGUAAGAUGAUACUGCAGUAAAAUAACAACUUAUUUUUACACAUCUUUUCCAGAGGUGUCAAUGAUUGAUAUGUCCAGGUAUUUUAAAAAUCUUUUUAGAUGUCUCCAAACAGACUACAACACAUAUAAAGUUUAGAUUCCAGAGGUUUAUUUAUGCAUUAUUUUUGGUCAUGUUGCUGUAUUUUUAAAUGCAAGUCUUGUUCAUCCUGUUGCUUUUAUUCUUGUUUAAAACAAAUGAAAGCUUCAAACCCAAGUGUUUAUUUCUCUUUUUUCUGUUCCCACAGAUGGUAUUUAAUGACUUUAACAAUACUCCAGGGUCCUUCCUUGUGCAGGCAUUGAUUGCUUGUAGAAUAAAUUACUUAUAUUUAUACAGCAUGAGACGUUUCGGGCAUCCUGCACAGAUUUGUAUAAAGCUUUAUUUUCUGUGAUGUAUAAAUAAAACCAAUUAAAUAAAAUUUUAACCAAAACCAAA